GCAAGCGAGUGUUGUACAUAAUUUUAUUUUCCAUUAUUUUUAUAAUGAUGAAUAAAGCAACAUGAAAGCAAUGAAUUUAAAAUCAAUUACAAAAGUGUUUUCAUAAUUUUAGUUCUUUACAAGUCCAUCGCAAAGCAUUGCGAUGGACGUACCGGAUGAGGGAGUCUUAGACGUGGAUUCUUUAGCCGACGAUGGAUCUGAUGAGGAAUGUGAAGCGCAACCGUCUUCAGACUUUUAUGCAGGCGCAGCAUCAACACCGACGUCAUGUGCAUCAUCUCCACGAGGCGAAGAGCCGGCCUCACCUCACGGUGCUAUAUCCCAAACCCAAUUUUUUCAUCAAACAUACACUCGUCCUUUUUUCGCAUCUGGAAGACGAGGCCCUGGCAGGCCACGGAAAGAAGGUGCUAAAUUGGCACGGGAAGGAAAAAUUGUUAGAAGAUAUAGAGGAGUACCAGGUACAGUUAGAGGUGCAAAAAGACAUCGUACUAGUAGAGAUGAUGCUUUAGAUGACAUGGGUGAAGAUGAUGAUUUCACUAUGCCAGCUCCUGAAGAGCCCCCAUAUACACCAGAAAAAUGGCCAGGAAAAGUUUGUGCUCUAUGCAACCUCAGCGAACGGAGCCAACUUGGGCAAGGGGAAAUGAGACAGAUACCAUGUCAUGUGGAAGAAGAAGGCAAUAUAACACCAGGAGCAAACUCUGGUGGGUUUACUCCAAGCAGCAUUAGUGGUGGAAUUACUCCUGGUAGUAUUACCCCUACUACACCUACACCUAGUACCCCUACAAACAUGCCGGUUGGAUUAGCAUCACCGCCGCUUGAUAUGAUGGAUGUCAACCUGCAACACGCUUUGCCUUUAAGUAGAAGACAGAAAUCAUUUAAUAAAUGCAAGACCCCACUUUACAACAUGGAACAUACAGAUGAGCUAUCAAUUAUUGGUCACUUGGAAUCUUUGGAAUUGCCAUCAAUGGUGUCCUUGGGAAUGAUUUAUAUCCACCGUUGUUGCCUGGAAUUCAGCCCGCCUUUUCAAGAUGAGGUGGCAUCGGGGCCUGAUGAUGAUAAAGAUCAACUGGAGGAAGCGAGAGUUAAGGGGAUCGUGACUGCUGCUCUAUCUCGAAAAUGUGCCUUCUGCCAGAGGCAUGGCGCAAGCAUACCAUGCAAGAUGAGUUGCAGUAAAUAUUACCAUUUGCCUUGUGUUCUGGGAUCAGGAGGAUUAAUGGAUUUUCAAAAUAAGUCAUCAUUUUGUAAAGAUCACCUGUAUCAAGCUCCACUUGUUGGCACUGCUGAUGUCGACUGUCGCACUUGUCGCACGAUCGGGGAUAUGUCGAACCUAAUGACGUGUGUGGUUUGUGGUGGACAUUAUCACGGCACUUGCGUUGGUCUUUCACAAUUACCGGGCGUCCGCGCGGGUUGGUCAUGUCGCUCCUGCCGCGUGUGCCAAGUGUGUCGGGGCGAAGCCCUAGGUGGGCCGGAGUCUCGUGCCGUGACGUGUGAGCAAUGCGAUAAGCUCUACCACGCGAUGUGUUUGCGACCCGUUAUGGCCACCGUACCCAAGUAUGGCUGGAAGUGUAAGUGCUGUCGGGUGUGUUCCGACUGUGGCUCCCGAUCACCCGGGGCUGGCCCUUCGUCCCGAUGGCACGCUCACUAUACAGUGUGUGACUCGUGCUACCAACAACGGAACAAGGGGUCCUGUUGUCCUCUGUGCCGCCGUGCUUACCGGGCGGCGGCGUAUCGAGAUAUGAUACGCUGUGUUGCUUGCAGACGGUUUGUUCAUGGUAUGUGCGACCCUGAAGCGGAUCCGCAACAAUACAGACUCAAAAAGGAACAAAAUCCAACAUAUGACUACACAUGUCCUCUUUGCAAGACUCAAAUGCUAGCUUCAAAGUCUGGAUCGUUUGAUGAGGACAACAUGGCUUCGACAUCCCAAGAUUCCUCCUUUGGCGAUGAGAAUUCACAGGAACAAGAUCCACUCGCAAUUGAACCUAAGACCGACAUUGGGCUCGGCAAAGGCAAACCGUUCUCGGUAUCAUCGAAGGUGGCGAAGAAGAAAAUUGGUGGUUUCAAGCUUAAGGGCGGGUUCCCUCCGGCCGGAAAAAUAGGUUUUCAAAAACGCCAACGUUCUGUUUUGGAGUUUGGUAGGAAACGAGGCUCCAAACCCAAGAUGAGGGGAGUUUUUGGUGUCCCCGGACUUGGACUGCAAAGGCCACAGGCACCGGAUAAUAAAGCGCCUGAAGACGAUCCAGGCGUGGAAAACAAGUUAGUGCUUUGUUCGAGCAAAGACAAGUUUGUGCUGACUCAAGAUUUAUGUGUAAUGUGCGGCGCGAUUGGAACCGAUUCCGAGGGUUGUCUCAUUGCGUGUGCGCAGUGUGGGCAGUCUUACCACCCUUACUGUGUUAAUAUCAAGGUAUCUCAAGUGAUAGUAUCACUCGGCUGGCGUUGCCUGGACUGUACGGUUUGUGAAGGCUGCGGGUCUCGCAGUGAUGAUGGAUUACUUGUGCUCUGCGAUGAUUGCGAUACCGCCUGGCAUACCUAUUGUGCGCGGCCUCAAUUGCCUGAGGUACCACGAGGUGCUUGGCGUUGCGAGCGGUGUCGAAGAUGUCUCGUUUGUGGUACAAGAGAUACUCAAUUGUGGUGUGAUAAUUAUACUGAAUGCGCUCCAUGUGCAUCGCUAGUGAUGUGCUGCGUUUGUUCGGAGCCGUAUUCAGACGGCGAAUUGAUCAUUCAAUGCGUACCAUGCUCGCGUUGGUUGCACGCUGCCUGCGAUGGUGUACGCUCGGAGGCGGACGCUGAAGUUUGCUGUCGGUCUGGAUACAAAUGCUGCUUAUGCCGGGGCCGAGACAUCCCCCCACCACAUUUAGCGAGAGCUAUCGAAGCACCAUCAAAACCACCGGGACAGUUGACAGCUCUAGCACUGGGGUUGGCCGGAGAAUACUAUGUUGAUGAUGUAUGUCUGUCACAACGCGGUGCACAUCAUAUGAAACAGCUAGAAGCGGAGCUCGGCAUUACCCAUACGAGACGCAAGCGCCGGUUCAAGCAUGAAAAUACUGAGAAAGAUGCCGAAAUAAUGGCAUCUAUUGAAACAGUGGUUCAGAACGCAGAAGGGGAUGGUGAUGACGGCAAACCUGACACUACAGCUGAAGUUAAAGAGGAGCCAGGUUUACCGGCAAACGCCAAUCUAAAGGAGGGAAUCCUAUGGAACGUAGCGAACGAUGGUCCGGUACCAGAGGGAUUUACGAUUUACACUACCGAUUCGGGGCUAACAGUACUUAGAAGAAAGAGACAACGUAACCUCAAUAAACUCGGUAUUGGCGGGUUCGUUGUGCGACAGAGACAAACGACGCUCAAAGCCCAAGCCGAUGAAGAUAAUGAUGGGACGCAAAAUGCAGAAUCGCCUAAUAACAAACGCAAGCCUCGUCGCAAGCCGCGGUCCAAACUCAUGGAACAGUUUCCCUCAUACAUGCAAGAGGCAUUCUUUGGCAAAGAUCUCCUGGAACCGAAGCCUGCAGCAAAAUAUUCAGGUGAUGAAAACGGUCAACGGUCCCCAGAAUUGGGUGCGUUUGAAAAUUCUGACUCGGACGGCGAGGACGUGCUCACGGCGCUGUGCACAUACACGGAGCGACACACCACGUCCUUUAUAACGCUCAAUCAGGACGAAAAAGAAGUACUCUGCACGCUAAAGCCAAAAGAAGAAAAGGAAGAUUCCUUCAGCUCAAUAACAGACAUCAAAAUAAAGACAGAGGGUGCUGAAGACUGCCAAUUGAAGCAUACAGAAGAUUCCACCGCACUCAAAAAUGCCAUAUUGGGUCCUCAUCACACUGAAAUGGACCAGGGAGUGUCGACAACUGAUGGAGUGGCUCCGGUACCGCCAAAGACGGAACCGAAUACUGAUAAUGCAUCUUCGUCACAACCGGCUAUAUCGCCAAAGGACGAGUUGUCUCUGCUUGGAGUAAACUUGGACGCGAUGGUCCGUGACACAUUACCGGACAUGGACAGUAAUGACGUCGAUGAAAUAUUUAAGGGUGUGCUGACUGAUGAUUCGCAGGAAUCUCAAGAGUCGUCGGUGUCGUACGUUAAUUCGAUGGCAGGCACGCCCUAUUCCCAGCAAAGGCAGCAGCUGCAAAGCCCAAUGGAGUAUGCAUCACCUUACCAUCACACAGACUUUGGUAGCAGUGGUAGCAGCGCUCUAAGUCCGCUGUACUCUGAAAGCGGAUCAGGCGGCGGAAGCGUGAGCGGAAACGGGGCGGGCAACUGGCCCGAGUCUAGCGCUCCGCCGCCUUCGUACAACCAGCGAAGUGCUGAUAAGAUGCGCGCUGAUGAAAGCCUCGGUUCCGCAGCGACAAUAUCAGCAGUCCUCUACGCCAAUACAAACCAUCCCGAAUGGAAGAGCGAGUUCCCGAACUGGGUGGAUCGAUGCAAGCAGAUACUUAAGAAGUGGCGCGCCCUACCUGCAGAGCAAAAGGCGCCCUAUUUACAACGCGCGAGGGACAAUCGGAGCGCAAUUCGCAUGAAGAAAGCCCAACAGAGUUCGAGCGGACCGAGCGAGGAGCCGGCGACAUCACCGGCACCCGUUAACGUGACGAGUGUCACCGGGGUCGGCGUGACUGGGGUGUCGGGCGUGACAGGAGUGACAGGCGUGACGGGAGUGACAGGAGUGACGGGAGUGGCAGGAGUGACGGGCGUGACGGUGAACACGGACCAGGAGCGAGCUUGUAAUCAGCAAAGAAGCGCUCGCGAGGCGGAACAGGAGCGGCAAUGGAAGCAAUUACAGCAAAUGCGCCAGCAGCAGACGCAGCAGCAACAGCAGAUUAUACACGAUCAAAGGAUACAAGCAGCAAUGCAGCGCUUGCGUACAGACGGCAGUCCUCCCUCAGGCCUUCCCACGGUGCUGCCCUCGGGACCGGUUAACGCGGAAGCCCCGAGGAGUACGUUCCCGGCACAACGUUUUCCACUUCACUAUGCGAACGCAGAUGACAACAUUAAUCGCCAGUUGAGGGAUCUCCUGCAGAGGCAUCCGGAGAAGAUGUGGCCGCCGCAAACUGGAAAUGAAGAAGGUGGCACUACUAAUAUAGGCACAGAAGGACAAGCAUUCAGACUUCCCUUGCCCGUUGGAGUCAGACCACGUACUCCUCUGCAGUCUAUGCAUAGACCGGAUCAUCAUUUGAUAAUGCAACAGCGACUAAUCGCAACAGAGGGAAAUCAACAGGGAAUAUCUAACGUAAAUCAACAAAAUAUGGAGCAGAAACAAAAUGCUCCGUCUCAAUCGGGAGGUGACAAGCCAGAUGGCGCUGAUCAAGGGAGCGAUGAGAUGGAUAUUGGAGAUAUGGAUAAACUCGAACAGGAUUCAGGGAAUAUUGGAGAGGUGGAUAUUUUAACCGGCCUCGGUGGGGAAGACGAUGAACAAUUGUUGGAAUCGUUGACCGCGGAAAUUGGGGAACAAUUCAAUAUCCUGGAAUAUGCAGAUCCGGAAUUAGCAGCACUUCACGCUGCAGAUCACUUGCUGGAUUCGUUGGAUCUGCCUGAUGACCAUCACCAUGCCUCCAAUGCUGGACAAGGGGCUGGAAGGAGAACGGACAUUGAGCAAAAAUCCGAUAAGAAAAUGUCAAGUGAACUUCAAACCGUAAAAUUGGAAACGAAAUCGGAAAUCAAAUCGGAAGUUGUGGAAGUGAAGUCUGAAGUUGUUGAAAUGAAGACAGAAGUACAAUCACAAUUCCAAGAUGGCGUACAAAGAGUGAUCACGCAGAGCCAACAUAUCGCUUUACAGUCUGCCAUGCAAGCGAUCAAAGCGGAAGUGAAGCCAGAAUCAGAGGAGACUAAAUCGGAAAGUGAUUGGCAGCGGCCGGUGUUCUCACAGAUGUUUGGAGUACAGCAACAGCAGCAAAGACAAAUUCAAGGCGCGAGGCCGUUGCUCGUUGAUGGUGCAAGGCCACAGUUACAGUUUUCAUCACACCCCAUGCAUUUUGCUCAGGGUAAUUCUGGAGUCACAAGCGCAAGUGCAGCCAGUAUAGUCAGCGCAAUGACAGCGCAAGUACAAGCAGCCCUGGCGGCCGGCCGAUCCAUAGCACCAGGCACCAAAUUGCUAGGGGCUGAUGGCGCUGUGGGCGUUGUACGACAUGAUAGAUCAGUUCUGCUCACGGCCUUACCGCAUUCCGCUCGUGCGGCUCCGCCCCCAUACCCAGGAGUACGACCGACGGGCUCCGCCCCUUCGACGCCAGCACCUUUGCAACAUCAGCACCAACCGAUAUCUCAGCACCAUCAGCCACCACCGCCUUACCCUCAACAGAUGGCGUAUGAGAUGUGCGAGGCGUGGCCCGACUGGCUGCCGCGUCGCCCGCUGCUCUUGCAGGAGCAACCGUUGCUUCUGGAGGAGCUGUUGGAGCAGGAGAAGCGCGAGCAGGAGCGCGAGGGUGGGGAGUGGGGGGCGUCGGCGCUGGGGGCGGCCGCGACUCAGGCGCCGCCCCCCGCACCCGCGCCCCUCUACUCGGGAGUGCCGCCUCCUGCGCCGCCGCCGCCUCCCGAACGCCCCGUCUCCGAAGCGGACCACCACGCGCGGCUGCUCUACGAACAGUGGCUCAAGAACUACAACGCCUACGCAGCGGAUCAGCUGCGCUACUACGAAGCGGAAGUACAAAAACUCCGCAAGAUACGCAAGUCGCUGAAUAGUAAGCAGCGUCAAUUAAGAAAGUCCGGGAACGAAUUGAUGCCGAACGACGCUCAAGAACUACAGCGAGUGUCCACCGAACAGUCGGCCUUGCAAAAGCAUUUAGAGGCGGCCAGAAAGCAAGCAAGGCAGCACAGUAUGCUCGUCCAGGAAUACGAGACAAAACAACGUCAAAACAAUCCCCAAUUGACUCAACAGACAGUUAUAAAUCAACAACAAGUAACUGCUAAUCAGAAUAACUUCAAUCAAAAUCAGAAUAUGGGCCAAUCCCAACAAAUACAACAGCAAACGAUAAAUAGACCGAUGCAGAUUGGGCUUCAAGGCUCUGGAAUGCAACAACAACAGCAGACGCUUAUACGCACCCAACAAACGCUUCUUACUGCUGACGGGCAACCAUUGCAACAGCAAAGAAUAGGCUUGGUGACGUCACCGCUGAAUGCUCAAGGCCGUAUACUUCAAGGUGCUCGAACUUUGGUUAUAGAACAGACUGGAGCGCCGCAGCAACAACUAGUCAGACAGCUUUCUGGAGUGCAAGAUCGCGCUCAAUCGGUUGGCGGUAUAGUGUUUGGACAACAGCAACUUCGCAACCAGAUGAAUCCGGGCAGUCAAACGCCGCGUCCUGCAGGAUCGCGACCGGCCAUGUCUCCCCUUCAUGUACAAUCUCCUCACUCGCAAUCUCCACUGCACUCGAUUGCACCACAAUCUCCCCUACACCACCUCACCUCGCCGAUGCAGUCGCCUUUACACUCGCAACAGUCUCCGUUGCAUCACACUUCUCAAUCUCCAUUACAUUCGUCGACUCAGUCUCCUCUGCAUACCCAACAAUCUCCGAUGCACUCGCAGCAGUCUCCCAUGCAUGCUCAAUCGGGAAAUCAUCCCCAACAGAGUCCGAUGCAUCCUCAGCAAAGUCCAAUGCAUCCACAACAAUCGCCGAUACACCAACAGUCGCCUCUUCAUGCUCAGAAUCAGAUGACAGCGCAUUCGCCGAUGCAUCCACACCAAAGUCCGAUGCAUCCACAGCAGAGUCCGAUGCAUCCACAGCAGAGUCCGAUGCAUCAACAGCAGAGUCCCAUGCAUCCACAACCCAGUCCCAUGCAUCCCCAACAAAGCCCGAUGCAUCCACAACAGAGUCCGAUGCAUUCCCAACAGUCGCCAAUGCAUAUACAACAAUCUCCGUUGCAUACUCAGCAAUCUCCUAUGCAGUCGGCUAUGUCUCCGCAACAUUUUUUGCAACAACUGCAAGCGCAACGAACGAGCCCUCAGUUGCCUACUCCUAGUCGCAGUCCCCAGAUUUAUCAACAAUCACAAAUACAGAGCCCUGUGACUUCACAUUCGCCACAGUUACAAAAUAACGAUUAUUCAUCUGGGAGAUUUUCUCGGCCCGCACCAGGCUGUUCACCGCUACCAACUAGAUUCGCAAGACCGCCUCAUCACCAGCAAGGAAUGAGAGUUGGCGUACCGUUUGGUUCACGACAGCAAACGUCGCCGUUGGGCAGUCCUCAACCGCUACCGUCGCCCGGGAAUACUUCGAAUGAAAUGGCGAGACAGCAAAUGCUUCAGCGUCAGCAAUACAGCCCAAUGGGUGGAGCUCCUGCUUCGCCAUCAGUGUCCCGUUCACCUCACGUGGCUCGUACCCCGACGCCUUCUGCUUCGCCGGCAGCCUCCCCGGCACCUCAUCACGAUCACGGAGGUGGUCAUCAUCACCACAUGGCGCCAAUUCCGCCCGGGUAUAGAUACUUCAAACCGGGUCUUUUCGGCGGGGCCCCAGGAUGGCCACCCAAAGAAGAGGACAGGCGGAGAGGUCACGCAAGCAAAAUAUCCAUACUGAAACGUGGAACUCCACGGCCGCGUUUCUCGGGCAAAACUGCCGCUCCCGAGGUGCACCAGGAGGAAGGCGAACACAGCGAGGCCAGAAAAUACGUUCUGUACUCUACGGAAAGUGUCGACUACGCUUCUACUGAUGCUAGAAUGAGUUUCUCUAAAGAGGACGAUGAGAUAGGAAAUCUAGUUCAGCACAUGGACGAUGACGAUAUAGUGGUGGUCGAGCCAGGCGCCAUCUCGCCAGAAGAGCGCAUCGCCACUGAAGAGGAUUUCGAAGAACUUAUCGAUAGCGGCAAACCGGAAGACGAGGCCGAAGAAGAAAUUCAGCAUGAGAAAACGCCGACCCGAACUGAAACUACGACAAAAACUGUUGCCGUCAUAAGCCUGGCGACCGCAAAGCAACCCUCAAGUAGCUUACAACAGUAUAAAUUAGUGAACACUUCACAAAACUCAAAUCUUUCUCGUUUACCGAUGUUAAGCGCGACUGUCCUUUCGCCUCAUUCGAACACUAAAAUACUAAACGAAGUCUCUCAAGCAACUGUCGCUUCAGUGUCAAUAGCGAACCAGACAAUUUCGGUACCAGUUUUGAAGAAUCUCUCGGUUCCUAUUGGUAGUGUAGGGCAUGGCGGUGGGCUGACUAAAACUCAAAUAAAAAAAGUCCCACUCAACAUUACAAAUCAACAGUUAAAUUUAUCUUCCCAACAAAUGAACAAGCCGAUGAGUUCUGUAAUAAGCGUGAUAUCAUCCAAUGUCCCAAAGGGGUCGUGUAUCAAUCCCGUCAUUACUCUUGCUACUUCCAACACUAUGACGGGACAGUCCAGGGUCCCAGUAACGAUAAUGACCCAACAUCAAGUAAAGCAAAAAAUUGUUAAGACAAUCGAGAAACCAAUGGGAUUAUCUCUUUCAAAUACAAAAUUGUCAAGUUUGUCCGUAACUCAUGAUGCUACUUUGCCAGCUAAAAUUUUUCAAGAUGAUGCCGCUUCUCCGGACAGUACGGUUACUGCAGAAAAUGCACAGGAACAGCAGGCGACAUCUACCACAUCACAACAUAAUAUUAUGCUCUCUUCUUUGAGCCAGGAAAUAACGCCAAAAGAACCUAAACACACUUUAAAGGAUUCCAAUAGAGAUAUCGAUAUUGAGAAUGAAAUAAGCCAACAAACUGAGCUGCCUCAUACACUCUGUUUAACUGAUAGGACACCAUUGUUACUAGGUAAAGCUGAAAUUAAGAGUCCAGAUCCAAUACCAGAGAAAAUUCCAGACAACAUAAUGGAGGGUGAUGAUGAGGAUAAACCGGAAGAUAAUAUACAAAGCAAUUUAUUAUUACCAUUCAAUAAAGCAAAUAAUGAACAUGCGACGUCGUCGGAGGCCAAACACGAGGACAAUGUGGUUAAGACAAUUAAAGCUAUUGCUAAUCAAACUAAAGAAAUGGUUAUCGGUUCUAACAUGCAAAUUUCAUCUGAUUUGGCCCAAGAAUCUGUUCAAAUAUCAAUUCCUUCACCGACACCGUCUCAGGAACGAUAUCUCAAUGACAUUACAAUGCGUGAACACCCAGAAACCUCUGAGGGUAAUCCGAAACACGUGGAAUCCUUUGAGGACAUGUUAUGUAUGCUCGACAAUAUAGGUGACGAUGGGAAAAGUUUUGGAAGUAAACAGCAGCCAAACAAACAAACAGUUCAAGCUGCAAUGCAUAAUCCAAACCACCCACAUAACAAUCCUACGCCUCAGCGGGUAAAUAAAGAACCACAGGAACAGCCAACAUUUCAGGCACGAGAACAAGAAAGACUCAAUAUGCAAUCGGCAACAGUGCCUCAACUUUCGCCUUUAUCCCAACCGGCUGAAAUGACAUCUAAUAUGGCCAGUGUAUCACAGCAAUUGAGAACUAUAAUGUCUUCACUUAAUACUAAUGCGUCGAAAGUGGACACCCAAAUGGUCACCAGAAAAGUGGAUGCAACUCCGACACAAGUAAACUAUGAAAAUCUUCUACCUUCCUCAAAGGUCGAGGUGACCGCUUCGAGGCCACCUCCACAAAAAAUUGAAAAAUCCCCAACAUCUAUUUCGUCCUCUGAUCCAUUGCCUAUGAGUGCGGCGCAAGCUUUUGGAUCACGCGUAAAUACAUUAUCCACAUUGGGACAAAUGCGAAAAUCACCGACAGUGUCUCCUAUCAACUCACCAAGCGUCAAUAUGCAAAGUAAUUUAUUAAAAUCGCCUGCUCAGUCGCCUCUUAUAACGACUCAAACAAUCACAAAUCAAGGGUUUAAUUCAGGAGACGAUACCAUUACUACAUCAAUCCAAUCGCAAAUUAUUCAAAUGCCCGCCUUGUCGAAAAUUCAAAGUAAUUUAAAUACAUCACAGGUUUUGUACUCUCAUAGUAACAACACCGUGACUACAAGUAUAAGUAAUUUCCAGAAAUCUCAGGCUCUACCUACGAGCAUAUUAGGUCAUACAUUGCUUCAACCUGCCAGGCAAAUCAAUACUAGUAACCUGCAAUUCAAUCCACAGUCGAUAAGUUCUAGCCAACCGCCAGCGCUGGUGAUGACUUCGAGGUCAAUAAUAACUAAUAAAGAGCCCGCCCCUAAUGUAACCGUUCGUACACACAAUAUUGUUAAUACUGCCAUUAACCAUAUGCAGUUAAAACAAGCACAGGGACCACUUAACUUCAUUACUUCUUCCAAACUUUUGCAUACGCAAUUGACUUCUCCCUUAAAAAGAUCAAAAUCUACAGAUGAGCCGAAGAGUGAGGUGAUUGUAGGCCAUAUCCAACCAACAAAGCGGCAUAGUGUCGAGUCAGUAAUAGUCAAAUCGGAGCCAAUGGAGACUGACGACCACAACUCGACUGUAACAACUGCUGACAAUUCGGCAAAUAAAACUUUUCAACAGCAAAAUGCAAACCAGAGGAAUGAUGAGUCGCAAAAUGUUUUAUUGAAACAAUUAUUACAAACAACAACCGCGACUACCAGCGUAAGCGUUCCGCAAAGAACUGUGACAAUUCAGAGAACUGCACCAGCCUUGGGCACUAUUCCGUCGUUAGAAGCACAACUGGCCAGGCCUUCUAUUCCACCUCCUACUAUAUCUUUAACACAAGAGGUGGAAAUUCCUAAAAACUCUCCUAGGCAUAUCACUAGUAUUAGUCAACCUUUUACAAGUCGAUCGUUGACAUCUAUUCCUACAUCGUCGAUGUCACCAAUGAUGCACUCAUCAACGCAGUCCUUGAUGGAUGUUAGAAAACAACCCGUUAAACUUUUAAGUAAAGAAGAGACAACACCAAUACCUGAAUGUUCUCCAACCAUGAAGACAAUGCCGAUGUAUCCAAUGAGUGUAGAAAGCCAACAACUAUUGCAUCAACAAAUGAUCAAAAAGGAAGUACUACCUCCACAGCAAAGUCCCGUACAUAGGCCAUUCACACCUAUGGAUGUUAAGAAGGAACUUCUAGAUGAAAGCUCCCAACAAUCUGCGACUUCGGGAAUAUCAACUGCAUCGGAUCAAGGAAAGCUUGACCAACCUAUGAAGGAGGAGUAUCCAGAGAGUGUGAUAAUGGAUCAUGCAUCUGAAAUAAAUCCGUCAGAAACACCGUCUGAAGCGAAAAAACGGAAACGAAGGGAAUACCAACAGAAAAAAAGAAAGCAAAUGCAAAUGAACUUAAAAGCUGCUGCUGAAAAUGGUAUAAGUGCUGCAGCAAAAAAAAGACCUCGUAAGGGUUCGAGGUAUGAAGAAGAUUACGAUACCUUCAUUGAUAACUUAAUGGUACAACUACGCCUUUUACCUCCUAUGCAAAUUCAGGAGCCAUCAUUAACAACAAAUUUUGCAGUUUGUCCUUUGUUCGGAUCUGGGGAUUUAACUAAAUUAAAAAACAAGGAUUACGACAUUUUAAAAGGAGAUUUGUUAGGCGAAUUUGGUAAUGCUACGAUUCCAAAUGUUGCCGAUUAUUAUAACACAAAACCGUUUGGCGACGAGGAACCGUUACCCGAGAAACCACCAGCGUCAACACAAAGAGGCUUUUAUGAUCAAGAAUUUCAACCUAUUCUAUUUGAAGAAGAUCCCGAAGACAAGAAGCUUGAUUUUAUUUGUAAAGAGCGUGACACGGAUACUCCAGAUACAAUUGUUAGUUGCUCAAGUCCUGAAGCAUUCGAAUUUGAAUCAGAUGAUAGAUUCCCUGGACUCAAACUUAUUGAUGAUGAUGAAGAGGAGGAAGAUGAAGAUAUACUCGCACCUGGUCGAAUUUCUCCUAUUAUUCCUAUCAUAACUCCUAUACCUAUUCGUGUAAAACCUUUGUCGUUGAAAGACGACGAAGACGGUCACAAACAAUUGAAGUCUGUAGACGCAAUUGUCAAAACGAAAAUGGAAGACUCUCCUAGUAAUCCAGAGAGUAAUGAAAACGUUACCGUUACUCUCACCCUUACAUCAGGAGCAGCUGAAGAUAUACUAGGCGUACUUAAAGAACUUGCAGGAAUACUGCACAUUCCGCCGCCAACAGCAUAUCAAAUAGUGGAAAGAACUGCGACACCACCUUCUCACAAAUUAGGACUAUAUAGAUCGAAAGGAAAAGAUGGUAAAGAAGGAGCACCUAUCGAUAUACAAAGCAUUUUGAACGGAGCGGCUAAGUUCUGCCGUCACUGCGAUGUUGUCAUACUAGAUUCAGUCGUCCGAGCUAAGGCUUCCGAGUUUCCACUUCUCGCAGCUAAUAAGGGUAACGCUGAGGAAAUCCUCUGUGACAGUGAUUCGGAGCUUUAUUUCUGUAGUGCACAAUGCUAUGAACGAUUUGCGUGGCGCCCAACGAAUAUUAUUCUCGAUGGAAAAAAGAUGCCGGUUAAGGAAGAUAGCAAAUCGGAUAUCGAAACUAAUUUGUCUAAAGAUCGCGAUGACUUCGACACAGCAUCAACCGAAAGUAUGGAAACUGAUGAAUUCGAUAUUAAACCUGACAUCAAAGAUGAGAAAAUGGACUUAUCAUUUAUGGAUUCGUUAGACAAUGAUGAAUUGAUGAAAGAAGUCGGUGACGAUGUGAGCGCGUUAGAUGAAGACUUAAAGAGUGUCGAUACUGAUGAAAAAAGUAAUCAAAGCGUUGAGAAAGAAAAGUUCAAAGGUAUCCGUUAUAAAUUAUGGACUCCGGGAUGCAUUGGUCCGCCCGUUAAAUACAAACGACCGACCGAUAGAGAGCUUACUGAAUUGGUUUUCCGGACAGGCGUAGCUAUAAUGCCUGUAACAAAUGAAGAUUCCCGAAAGUGUGAACUGUGUGGAAUUCAAGGGGACGGAGUUGCAGACGGUGUGUCGAGGCUGCUGAACUCAGAUGUAGACAGAUGGGUGCACCUGAAUUGUGCGCUUUGGUCUGAAGGCGUGUAUGAGACUGUUAGUGGAGCGCUCAUGAACGUAGACAACGCUUUAGCGGCCGGCUCCAAUGCAACUUGCGCGGUUUGUAGAAGAUUGGGAGCAACUGUUAGAUGUUUCAAAGUCCGCUGUGGAAGCGUUUACCAUCUCGGAUGUGCUGUGAAAGACAAUUGCGUAUUUUACAAGAACAAAUCUGCAUUCUGCGCCUCACAUGCUCCAAAGAAUGAAAAGGACAACGAACUGACAACCCUCAGCGUCCAGCGUCGUGUAUACAUAUCCCGAGAUGAGCAGAGACAGGUGGCCUCUGUGAUGCUUCACUCUGACACCAACCACCUGAUCCGUGUGGGCGGGCUUAUCUUCCUCAGCCCUGGGCAUUUGUUGCCACACCAACUGGCUGCAUUCCAUACCCCCAACUAUAUCUACCCUAUUGGAUAUAAAAUCGUGCGUUUCUUUUGGUCGAUGAAUCGUGCAAACAGCCGUUGUCGCUACGUGUGCUGGAUAUCAGAAGAGGAAGGUCGGCCCAAGUUCCACGUGCGGGUUCAAGAUGACUCCCGCCAUGAGAUGUGCGCUCCUACGCCACGUGCUGCCUGGGCUAAGGUACUAGACACUGUAGCCGCAUUGAGAGAGGGCCGAAAUGAAGAUGGCGUUUUAAAACUGUGGCCGAACUAUGUGACCGGAGAAGAUUUAUUCGGACUCACUGAGCCAUCCGUUGUGAGGGUAUUGGAGAGUUUACCUGGUAUCGAGACACUAACGGACUACCGCUUCAAGUUCGGUCGAUCGGCGUUGUUAGAAGGUGGUUUGGCCGUAAAUCCAUCCGGGUGUGCUCGUAGCGAGGCUCGUUGCGCUCGCGUAUGGAGACGUAAUACUCGAUCGUUGGUUCCCGCCCAACCGCCACCCGCUACUGCCUUGGACAGUCCCGCCUGCCCUUAUUCGAAACAAUUUGUGCACACAAAGAGCAGUCAAUAUAAGAAGAUGAAAAUGGAGUGGAGGAAUAAUGUGUAUUUGGCAAGGUCAAAAAUUCAAGGCUUAGGACUGUACGCGGCUCGUGAUCUUGAAAAACAUACGAUGGUGAUAGAAUAUAUUGGUGAGAUCAUACGAUCGGAGUUAUCCGAGAUACGAGAGAAGCAAUAUGAAGCGAGGAACCGUGGCAUCUACAUGUUCCGUCUGGACGAGAGACGAGUAGUGGACGCAACCCUCUGCGGAGGGCUCGCCCGGUACAUCAACCACUCGUGCCAACCGAAUUGUGUCGCGGAGACUGUGGAAGUGGACAGGCAUCUCCGCAUCAUCAUAUUCGCUAAACGACGCAUCUCUAGGGGCGAGGAGCUGGCGUAUGACUACAAAUUCGACAUAGAAGACGACGCACACAAAAUCAUGUGCAUGUGCGGAGCACCAAAUUGCCGCAAAUGGAUGAACUAAAUGAAGACAAACGUUUACGAGUAAUUUUUCCCUAGAUUAUUAAAAUUACGAAAGAAAUUCUCCGAUUUAUUCGGCGGAUAGAUGAUGGCUAUGAGUGUUAGUUGUACCAAAGUAAUUUUACAUUUGUAUGACAUUUGACACGUCCACGUUUGAGAAAUGUGUGAAUUUUCGACUAAGAUCAUUGUUAUUUUUUUGACGAGUUUUCCCGCAUAGGUUAAGUAUAUUAUUAUGAAAUCUUUUAUAAUUUGAAAUUUAUUAUCACUUUCGAAUGUUUAUUUACUGUUGCUAUCGACAUUAUUCUAUCGAAAUUGUAAAUAUGUACAUUGAGGUCUGUGGUUUUUUUUAUAUUUAUCAUCUAUAAUCUCGUCGGGGGUUGCAUUUAGUACUUCGGUUAGUUGUAGCAUCUGUCUUCUUAGUUAUUUAUGAACUGUCAUCUCUAUAUCGUAUUUUCUUUUCUGACUUAGAACUUUAUUAUUUUUUUAUUUAUGAAUUUUAUGGAACAUACUGCUUCUAUAAUCGAUUUUGCAAUCCUAUGUGUAACUGAAAUAAUUUUAAAUAACUUUGUGGACGGAUCACCACAUCGUGCCUCACAGUUUUGUAUGUAGCGUAGAUAGACAUACGGACACCAGGGCGCCUUGCUAGUGUUAGGUUAGAAGUUGACCACAAAACCUAAAAGUUAACACUUCGUUUGGCUUAAAAUACAAAUAACAUUUUUAAGUUAUUUUGACGUAUUUUCAUAUUCGACUCUUGGUUUUAUGUCACGGCCAAUUUUAAAUCAAUAAAAUACAUUUUUAGCGUAAUUUAUAAAAUCCAAGUGAAGUGUUAAAUACUAAUAGUUUUAAAUAGGUAAAGCUGUGUAGUUAUAAUCCAAUUGUGAUACCUCACGUAGUCACGACGUAGGCAAUUUAGCGCAAGUGCCCAACGUAACUUAGCGUAUUGCAUUUAGUUUAAGAAAUCCAUAAAUGUAUAGAAAAAAGGUAACGCAAUGUAGAUGUAAGAUUUCGUAAAUCGAUUUUUUGUAUUUAAUACGAAUUUGUCGCGAGGUUGAACUGCAUUAUAAGUUUCCUUACGGUGUUUUCCUUUACACAGCUAAUAGUACCAUUGUGAUAAAAUAGCGUUUAUCUAUUGAUAAUCUUGACUUUUAUAACAGUGCGAGUCUCAAUCCGACUGAAAUGAAACUGAGUUACGAUCGCGUAGUUUUAAGUAUUUUGUGCAAUAUCGUGAGAUCGUUUUUGUAAAUAAAGGCAUAAUCAACAAAUAGGAAUAAUCAUGUAUGAAUUUUGUUUAUCGCUAUCCAAGUGAUACUGACAUUGCUUUACCAUCAGUUAUUUAUUUAAGGCAUUCCCAUAAAAUACACUAUAUGAGUAUGAUUUCACAGAAGGAAUUGUGUAUGAAUAUUCCAUAUGAAAUAUUUUUGUCACAUUAUUUUUACUUUCAUUAAAGAUU
Messenger RNA from Pieris brassicae (large cabbage white), 16654 nucleotides. RefSeq names its product histone-lysine N-methyltransferase 2C-like. The transcript has 54 exons. The coding region runs from base 143 to 15208 and encodes 5021 amino acids. Gene Ontology annotation, cellular component: MLL3/4 complex; nucleus. Gene Ontology annotation, biological process: positive regulation of transcription by RNA polymerase II. Lineage: Eukaryota; Metazoa; Arthropoda; Insecta; Lepidoptera; Pieridae. Gene Ontology annotation, molecular function: histone binding; histone H3K4 methyltransferase activity; transcription coactivator activity. The record is from RefSeq and is a predicted model, not a curated record.